Molecule: messenger RNA, 5140 nt
Organism: Exophiala mesophila
Lineage: Eukaryota; Fungi; Ascomycota; Eurotiomycetes; Chaetothyriales; Herpotrichiellaceae
Exons: 6
Coding region: 259-5043 (1594 amino acids)
Biological process (GO): transmembrane transport
Cellular component (GO): membrane
Molecular function (GO): ATP binding; ATP hydrolysis activity; ABC-type transporter activity
Source: RefSeq, a predicted model, not a curated record
CUUCCACACUCUCAUCCUUUCUCGUAUUUUCACCCAAUGUUUUUCUUGCUUCGUACUUUUUGCCUCCAUCUUUAUAUUAACUUCGGAACCCCAUCUUUUUUGUGACCCUCUCAGACGCUCUCCCUUGCUCCCUCCAUCUUUGUUUUUCAUUCUAUCAUGUUUUAAUCUUCUUCAACCACCGUUAAUCCCCCUCCUUGGGAGCUGUAAAGAACCCGCCUUACUCCCGGGUGGCCACCGUUGGCCUGAUAUUCUCCAGUCAUGUCCACUCCACUGGUUGGCAACUUUACAACCAACAAUGACCGGACGCGUCAAACCACUGGCGCUAGUCUUGACCGCAGCGACUACGACCAGCAUGCCUUGGAUCCUUCUUUGUCUCACGACGGCGGCCCAGUUAUCGACGAAAGCGAUCAAGUAGAUCGCCAGGUUCUAAAACUUGCCAGAGAAUAUUCAAACGCCUCUAGUUCCCAUGGCAUUGCCCACGUUUUUGACCCAAGUUCUCAGGGUUCUCAGAUUGACCCUGAGUCUGAUGAUUUCAAUUCCCGCGCCUGGACCAAAGCCAUGUUGCGUUUACAGAAACAGUCUGGCCAGGAGAAUAUCGGUCGUACCGCAGGCUUUUCUUUUCGUAAUCUCUCCGCCUAUGGCUACUCACAAGGCAGUGAUUUCCAGAAGACUGUCGAUAACUACAUCCUUGCCGGUGCCGAUCUGCUACGACGUAUAACCGGCAACAAGGGCCAACGUGUUGACAUUCUCCGCAACUUUGAGGGUCUCGUCAAUCAAGGAGAAAUGUUGGUAGUCCUGGGUCCUCCAGGAUCAGGUUGUUCCACAUUUCUAAAAACAAUUGCCGGUGAAACCCAUGGUUUUCACCUGGGAGGCGAGUCUUAUAUCAACUACCAAGGUAUUAGCUACAACCAGAUGCACAAGGAUUUCCGCGGCGAGGCCAUCUACACAGCUGAACAAGAUAUCCAUUUCCCCAUGUUGACCGUUGCCGACACCCUGUUGUUCGCCGCCCGCGCCCGCACUCCCCAGAAUCUCAAGCUGCCCGAAGGUAUCACUAAACUAAAGUAUGCACAGCAUCUGCGCGAUGUCGUCAUGGCAACCUUUGGCAUAAGGCAUACCUUCAACACAAAGGUCGGCAACGACUUUGUUCGUGGUGUCAGUGGUGGUGAGAGAAAGAGAGUCUCCAUCGCCGAAGCUGCACUGAGCGGCGCUCCACUCCAGUGCUGGGACAACAGCACGAGAGGUCUCGACUCGGCUAAUGCCAUUGAAUUCUGUAAAACCCUCCGCACAUCCACUGACCUGAAUGAGACCACGGCUGCUGUCGCCAUCUACCAAGCUCCCCAGUCUGCCUAUGACUACUUCGACAAGGUCAUUGUCAUCUACCAAGGCCGUCAGAUCUACUUUGGUCGCACCACCGAUGCUCAGCGUUAUUUUGAGAACCUCGGAUUCGAAUGUCCUAAGCGCCAGACAGCCCCGGACUUUCUCACCUCCAUGACCAAUCCAAUUGAAAGAGUCGUCAAAAAGGGCUUCGAGUCUCUCGUGCCAAGAACCCCCGACGAAUUCGCCCAACGAUGGCAGAACAGUGAAGAACGCAAAGCUCUUCUCCAAGACAUUGACAAUUUUGACAAGGCUUAUCCUAUCGGCGGCCCCAGCCUCCAGGCGUUCCAAGCCUCCCGCCGCAUUCAUCAAUCAAAGUCCCAACGCAAGUCUUCUCCAUACACUUUGUCCUAUGGCAGUCAAAUCAGCCUAUGCCUUGGCCGUGGCUUCAAGCGUCUAAUGGACGACCCUUCCAUCACUCUAACUCAGCUCAUCGGGAACUGUAUCAAUGCCCUCGUCGUCUCUUCGCUCUUUUAUAAUUUACCCACCACUAGCGACUCGCUCCGAGCCCGCAGUUCGCUGCUGUUCUUUGCCGUCCUCCUGAACGCCUUUGGCAGUGCUCUCGAGAUCCUGACCCUCUACGCACAACGGCCUAUAGUGGAAAAACACGAAAGAUAUGCCUUGUAUCACCCCUCGGCCGAGGCCUUUGCCUCUAUGUUGACCGACAUCCCGUCAAAGACUCUCAACGCCAUUGGUUUCAACCUCAUCCUGUAUUUCAUGACUAACCUGCGCCGUGAGCCUGGCGCAUUCUUCUUCUUCCUCUUCACCUCCUAUGUCCUCGUCUUGACAAUGAGCAUGUUGUUUCGGUGUAUUGCCUCACUUUCCCGUUCGUUGAUCCAGGCAUUGGUCCCAACAGCGGUGCUCAUGAUUGCCAUCGUCGUCUACACAGGGUUCGUGAUUCCCGUCAAUUACAUGCAAGGAUGGGCUCGAUGGAUCAAUUACGUCAAUCCCACAGCAUACGGGUUCGAAAGCCUGAUGGUCAACGAGUUUUCUGGUCAGAACUACACUUGUUCAUCAUACAUCCCCCCGGCACCACAAUUCGGUGAUGGCACCACCACAAGUCAAAUUUGUACCGUCGUCGGCGCCGUUGCUGGCCAGACAACCGUCAACGGGGAUGACUACAUCGAGAUCUCCUACCAAUACUCGGCAGCAAACAAAUGGCGUAAUAUUGGCAUUCUCUUUGCAUUUAUGAUCGGCAUGCUGGGCAUUUACCUCGCCGCCACCGAGACAAUCUCGGCCAAAAAGUCAAAGGGUGAAAUCCUUCUUUUCCGUAGAGGUCACAAGCCGGCGUUCCUCAACGAAAAAGUCUCCGACUCCGAGUCUGGAGGCUCAGAUACCAACCUUGCAUUGGAACGAAGGCAAACAAAAGACGAACAAUUGACCCGCCAAGUAUCAGCAGUCAUCCAGAAGCAAACCGCAAUCUUUCAAUGGAAAGACGUGUGCUACGAUAUCAAGAUCAAGGGUAAGCCUCGAAGGAUUCUCGACCAUGUGGACGGCUGGGUCAAACCAGGAACUAUGACUGCUCUGAUGGGCGUAUCUGGUGCUGGAAAAACAACUCUCCUCGACUGUUUGGCUACACGCGUCACCAUGGGUGUCAUCACCGGUGAAAUGCUCGUUGAUGGCAGGCAAAGGGACGAAUCGUUUCAGCGAAAGACUGGUUACGUCCAGCAGCAAGAUUUGCACCUCGAGACAACGACCGUGCGUGAGGCGUUGAAGUUCAGUGCCUUGUUGAGACAAUCGCGAGAUACACCUCGAGCCGAGAAAAUUGCCUACGUUGAAGAAGUCAUCAAACUCUUGGAUAUGCAGGAAUAUGCCGAUGCGGUAGUCGGCGUUCCGGGCGAAGGUCUGAAUGUCGAACAGCGAAAGAGACUCACCAUCGGGGUGGAGCUCGCCGCUCGACCGCAGCUAUUGUUAUUCCUUGAUGAGCCAACGUCUGGACUGGAUUCACAGACUUCUUGGUCUAUCCUGAACCUCCUCGAGAAACUUACCCGUGCAGGCCAGGCCAUUCUCUGUACUAUCCACCAGCCCUCUGCCAUUCUCUUUCAACGUUUUGAUCGCUUGCUAUUUUUGGCUGCUGGCGGGAAAACUGUCUACUUUGGUCCUGUCGGCCACGACUCCAACAUCCUUAUAGACUACUUCCAACGAAACGGCGCAUUUGAGUGUCCUCCGGGCGCCAACCCUGCCGAGUAUAUGCUUGAGGCUAUCGGUGCUGCCCCCGGCUCUCAUAGUGACAUCGACUGGCACCAAGUCUGGCGAUCUUCUCCCGAGUACCAAGAAGUGCAAGCCGAACUUGAGCAGAUGAAGGAAGAGCGGUCUCAGAUUGAAUCCCCCGCCACCUCCCAGAAGUCCGAUUAUUACGAGUUUGCCGCACCAUUUUAUUUGCAAUUCUGGGAGACACAGAAACGGAUCUUCGAGCAAUAUUGGCGUACUCCCGAGUACAUCUAUUCCAAGAUGCUCCUCUGCUGCUUGGUCGGUCUUUUCAUUGGAUUUUCGCUCUUCAAGGCGCCAAAUACCCUUCAAGGGCUGAACAAUCAGCUAUUUGGCAUCUUCAUGCUGCUCAUCCUCUUCUCACAGCUUGUUCAGCAGAUCAUGCCCUUGUUCGUCACGCAAAGAAGCUUGUAUGAAGCCCGGGAACGACCAUCCAAAACCUACUCGUGGAAGGCAUUCAUGCUCUCUAAUGUUCUUGUCGAGUUGCCCUGGGCCACGCUCGGCGCAGUUGUACUGUUCUUCUGUUGGUAUUACCCUCUUGGCUUGUACGAAAAUGCCACCUAUACGGAUUCGGUCACCUCACGUGGGGCUUUGCAAUUCCUCUUCCUAUGGGAGUUCAUUCUCUUCAGCAGUACAUUUUCGCAUCUGAUGAUUGCGGGCAUUGCUACAGCUGAAGCAGCCUCCAACCUGGCCAAUGUGCUGUUCUCGCUCUGCAUCCUAUUUUGUGGUGUCCUAGUCGGCCCCGAUGCCAUGCCUGGGUUCUGGAUCUUUAUGUAUCGGGUAAGCCCAUUCACCUAUCUUGUCGAGGGACUUUUGGGCAAUGGUGUCGCUCAGGCCCCGGUGGUGUGCUCUGCGAGCGAGUACUCCCGGUUUGAUGCACCGUCUGGCAUGGAUUGCGGAGAGUAUCUCCAGGAGUACCUCGCUGUCGCGGGGGGGUAUUUGCAAGACCCCAAUUCAACAACCUGUCAGCUUUGUGCGAUAGACAACACAGAUACAUUCUUGGCUCUGGUCAACAUCUCGUUUGGAAAUCGGUGGAGAAAUUUUGGGAUCCUUUUUGUCUACAUCAUUUUCAACGUGUUUGCCGCCACCGCCAUCUAUUGGCUCGCACGAGUGCCAAAGGGCAAAAAGUAUGCCGGUAAAGAUAGGGAUGGGAAGCUAGCAUUGGUCAAAACGGAAACAAAUAGCGACAAUGUGGCAAAGAGCAGCCAGGACGGCUUUGAAAAGAGCAUCGUGGAGGAUAACAAGCCCCGGAGGAGCGCGGAAGGAGUACUGGCGUCCGAGAAGGAAGGCAGGUCAAGUCGUGAUAAUCCCGUGUUAGGGGAUACAAAACCUUCCCUUACAGACAAGCAUCUGGAGGAGAGCAUGAACGGAGGUAGCGGGUCUGCCACAAGUGGUCCUCCCUUGGCUGCCGAGGGUGACCGCCCGGAGCCCAAACGGUUUGUGACUGCCCAGGAGUUUUGAGAUGAUUGUUGUUUGGCCGUGUUUAUGGCCUCAAUGAAGUCCGUAUCUGUUGAUAGAUGGAUAGAUGGAUAGAUGGAUAGAUGUCUAAUGUACAAAC